UAGUGUUUUUUUUUUCUCAAUGGAAUGCAAUCUCUGAGCUGCAGGGGUUAAUUCUUCUACAGGAGCUCUCCGCCCUCUUAUCAGAAGAGACUUUUGCACUUUCGAUUCCUGCUCCUCAGUACUACAAUGGCGUCUGCUGAUCUGAGGGCCGAGCUGGACUGCUCCAUCUGCCUGAGCCUCUAUACAGACCCCGUAUCCCUGAGAUGUGGACACAACUUCUGCCGCUCGUGUAUUGUGAGUGCGCUGGAUGCACAGGAGGCAGCUGGAGUGUAUUCCUGUCCUGACUGCAGAGCAGAAUAUCCAGUGCGUCCGGCCCUGGAGAAGAACAGGAAGCUGAGGAACAUAGUGGAGCGUUUCUUAUCUGCUCGGCCUGAUAUGGAGGAGACCGGGAUCUUCUGUACUUACUGUACUAAGUCUCCUGUACCGGCUGUGAGGACAUGUCUGCAGUGUGAGGCCUCGUUCUGUGGAGAACACUUGAGUAGACACAGUAAGUCAUCAGAACAUACUUUGGUUGAACCUACUGCUACCCCGAAGGAAAGAAAAUGCUCCACACACAAGGAGGUGCUGAAAUACUAUUGUCCUAUAGACACCGCCUGUAUCUGUGUGUCCUGCUGUCUGGUCGGCGAGCACAGGGGACAUAACGUGGAGCUACUGGACGUGGCCUCUGAGAAGGAGAAAGAGAAACUGAGGAAAUAUCUGGAAGAACUAAACCCACAAAAAGCAAAAAUUCAGACGAAACUUCCGAAUCUGCAGGAUCGUCAGAGGAAUAUCCAGGAGAAGGCCUCUGAUAAGAGGAAGAACGUCAGGAAGUUAUUUAUGGACAUUAAGGAACAACUGGAAAUGGCAGAAAAGAAAGCGCUGAGCGAGAUCUCCAGGCAGGAGGAGAAGAUUGUGUCCCAGAUAUCUGAUCUGAUCAAGAAGCUGGAAAUAGAGGAGGGCGAGCUGUCCAGGAAGAUGCGUCACGUGGAGGAGAUGUGUCAUGUCACCGACCCAAUAAGACUCCUACAAGAAAGUGACAUUACAGUAUGUGGUCAUGGAGAUGAUGAGGACACAGGGGGAGAUGGUGGAGAGGGCAGGUCUGAGGAUGAUCUGGAUGAGGUUCUGAUCUCACUGACCUUACACCGAUCUAUGAGGGAUAUUGUCACCAAUGUCGCAUCAGAGCUCGGGCUCCAUGUUCCAGACAUAUUGCUGGAUGAGGACACUGCUCAUAGAUCUGUGAAGAUAUCAGAAGAUCUGAAAACAGCAACAGAAGAGGAAGAGGAAAAAGAAGAGGAAGAAGAAGAGGAAGAAGAAGAGGAAGAAGAAGAAGACGAGGAAAAAGAGGAGGAAGAACAGGACAAACCAGAAUCACCGGGAAGGUUCCUGUAUUAUGCCCAGGUGUUAAGCAGAUGUGGCCUCUCCUCAGGAAGACAUUACUGGGAGGUAGAGUGGGACCAGAUAGGAGAAUGUGGCAUCGGAAUGUCCUAUCCCAGUAUAGAAAGGGAAGGAGAUGAGUCUUGUAUUAUAUGUAAUGAUAAAUCUUGGUGUCUGGUUAUGUUUGGUGCAGAAUGUGAAGUGUGUCACCACUCAGUCAGAUCCCCCCUCAGUGUAGAUACAACAUGUCCUAGAUUUGGGGUCUUCUUAGACUAUGAGGCCGGGCGUCUGUCCUUCUAUCAGCUGUGUGACCCCAUCAGACACUUACACACCUUCACCGCCUCCUUCUCUGAACCCCUACAUGUUGUCUUCUGUGUGUGGGAUGGAGCCUCUGUUAAAAUAAUAAGCUGAGGCUGAUGCGUCCACGUCCCGUUAUAAUCUCCGCCUAUAAGUCACUAUAUAGCGCUGUAUGGGCGGAGCCUCCGAUCACACAGUGUAUAUGGCGGCUCUAUGGGGGGGGGGGUUACUGUACGAUUAUUUUAUAUUCCUUGGAGAUCAGAUCCAGAAUCGAUGCUUGAGACAAAUGAGAAGUUACGUCGUCUGCACACGAGUUCAGGUGAACGCACAUCAGACCCGCAGCGUAUCCGCACCAAUACCUGCAAUGUGUGAUCACGGUUUUUGGUGCGGAUAAGAUGCGGUUUUCCACUGAAAAGGGUGAAAUCCGCAGCUACAACCACAAACAUAACUGACGGGCCGCAGAUCUGGGAAUCCGCACGGAAAUAAUCGGCGAAGUGUACGUGAUCGGGGGAAUCUCAUACACUUUGCUGGUGCUGUAAUUCGGUUUUUCCACAUGGUAAUUCGCGUGGAAAGACUGAGCGUAUUCCGCAGCGUGCGCAGAUGGCCUUCGGGUACAAGCGCACGGUGCGUAUUACCUGCUGGUUUUCCAGAGUGAAAUAAUACCGCCUAAGCAGAUGGGAUUCCCAGUAUCUCAUCUACACGGAGCGGAAGUUUCCUGCGUCAGGAGUGACCUGCGGAGCGGAUCUGGAGAUCUGCGGCCGGUGGAUUGUCCGUGCGGAUUUCUCCCUUUACAAUGCAGAGGGGGAGAUCUGGGGAAAUCCGUGUCAGGAUCUGCAGGUAACAGGUGUGGAUCCUGGAGCGGAGAUACACCGCCGAGUGCACGUACCUCAUGGGGGCAUCAUUAACCCUUCCCCGUCCUCCACUGAGGUCGCUGUAGGGGCUUCUUUAUGUUUCGGGGACACAUUUGGGGAACAUAUAAUUAUUAAUCAGCUUUUCCUAUUUCUGUAGAGAUGUGACAAUGUGACGCUUCUUUCCGCACUAUACGCGGCAUUUGUUGUGUUUUUUCCCUUUUUAUGGAAUAAAUGUCUGACUACUUCUGUC
Messenger RNA from Bufo gargarizans (Asiatic toad), 2751 nucleotides. RefSeq names its product E3 ubiquitin/ISG15 ligase TRIM25-like. NCBI's taxonomy places the organism in Eukaryota, Metazoa, Chordata, Amphibia, Anura, Bufonidae. The record is from RefSeq and is a predicted model, not a curated record. The transcript has a single exon. Gene Ontology annotation, molecular function: zinc ion binding; protein binding. Bases 127 to 1764 code for a protein of 545 amino acids.